AACACUACACCAGCAUUUUGUACUCAAGCCACGCACAGAACGGAGAUAAAUGCUGAGAAGAAACAUGUUUUCAGUUCUUCUGAAGCCGUUGACAGCAAUCUGUACAUUAUUGCCACUGGUCACUUCAAUAAGAGUAUCUACGAAGUAUGGAGAUAUCGAAGGUGUCGUCGCUUCAUAUCCAAGAGUCUCGGGGCUCCGUUUUCAGUCUGUCAGCAAAUUCCUAGGCAUUCCUUUUGCUGCUCCACCGGUUGGUGAGCUUCGACUCAAACCACCUGUACCUCCAGUUGUUUGGAGACCGCACAUCCUUCCAACGAAAAAGCAUGGAAACAUUUGCAUGCAAAGCAGACAGUAUGAUUAUUGGUACAAAACGUUCGCUGAAAACUACUCUUACAGCGAGGAUUGCUUGUACCUCGACGUCUACUCCCCAAAUGUAAGCUCGAGUUUACCAGUCAUGGUUUACAUUUACGGUGGAAGCUUCACCAACGGUGCGGCUAUCACAUACCCGAGCGACAUUUUGGCUCUGCACGGGGUGGUAGUUGUGGUGAUUCAGUAUCGUCUCGGUCCGUUUGGUUUCUUGACGACCGGCGACUCUUCGGCUCCUGGGAAUUUUGCAAUGCUGGAUCAAGUCGAAGCACUGAAGUGGGUCCAGGACAACAUUGAGACUUUUGGCGGAAAUUCUACCGAGGUGACGAUAUUUGGAGAAAGCGCCGGCGCGGCGAGUGUGAGCCUUCAUUUACUUUCACCUCUUUCGAAGGGUCUCUUUCACCAAGCCAUUGUCGAAAGUGGGGUGGAUUUGAGUUCCUUCGCGACUCAGCCCGUUUCGUUUGGCCUUAACUUUGCCAAAGAACUUGCUCAAAAAUUAAAGUGCACUACAAACAGCUACAAAAAUAUGGUCUCUUGCAUCCGCUCGAAGAGUGCUGUGGAAAUGCAAAACGCUGCCGAAAUGUUAACGUUUAAGCUCACCGAUUAUCUUAUGUGGGCGCCGGUAGUAGACAACCAUUUCCUUCUCGCGGACCCACGAGAACUGCGUGAAAAAGGAGAGUUCAAGAAAGUCAAGUUAAUGAUCAGUUUCAUGAGCCACGAGGGUGCAUCGUAUCUUGGACCUGUCGCCAAAUGGUCUUUUGGACUACAGGAAAAUGUGGAAGACGGAGUCAGUCCAGCCUUUUUCAAGGAAUUCUUAAAGGCAUUCGCUCAUGUUAGCGUUACCGAGAAGAAGAAUGCUGACCUCAUCGCAGACGCGCUGGAGUUCAUGUACACCCCAUGGCCUGAUAAUAGUGACAAAUACGCACUAAGAAGUCAACUUGUAAACUCCAUCGGUGAUAAUGCGUUCGUCGCACCAAGUCACGAAGUCGCCGAUAUUCACAGCCAGUAUGCCGAGGUCUUCAUGUACGAGUUUGCGCACCGCUCAAAGAAUGGCAGCUACUAUGCUGAAUGGAUGGGCGUGGCACAUGGGGAGAACCUUCCAUUUGACUUCGGUAUCCCGAUGCUGCCGAAUUUUCCUGAAUAUGAUGAAGCCGAUAGAAACAUCAGUUUCUUUGUCAUGGCACUGUAUGCAAACUUCGCCAACUUCGGUAAUCCAACGCCGCAACCAGUCAGCGGUGUUAUGUGGGAUAAGUACAACUCAAGCCGCAGGGCCUAUCUCCGAGUGAACACCAAACCCAAGAUGGCGGCUUCGUUCGCUCCUCGUCGAAUGUCAUUUUGGAAUAAUUAUCAUCCCAAACUGAAAAAGACGAAUUUUGAUUUGAAGAGAGCCGUAGUCGGUGGAGUAAGCUCUAAUGUAGUUUUGGCAACAUAUCUCCAGCUUGGAGUUAUUAUCUGUGCAACAAUAGUCUGAAGUAACAAACAUGAUCUUAUCAUACCACUUAAGAUAUAUAUAUAUAUAUAUAUAUAUAUAUAUAUAUAU
Pocillopora verrucosa is the source of this 1903-nucleotide messenger RNA. NCBI's taxonomy places the organism in Eukaryota, Metazoa, Cnidaria, Anthozoa, Scleractinia, Pocilloporidae. The record is from RefSeq and is a predicted model, not a curated record.